CUUGUGUUAUUCUGUGUGAUAAAUUUGAUAACGUAUUUGGAUCGCGGUGUGAUAGCAAGUACCGGUGUAAAUGGGGUUCCUGAGACUUGCAGUCCAAAUGGAGAAUGCUCACCUGGUACCGGAAUUCAGGGUGAUUUUAAGCUGACAAAUGCAGAGGAUGGUGUUUUAGCUUCCGCCUUUAUGGUUGGACUUUUAUUGGCAUCUCCGAUAUUUGCAUCCUUGGCAAAGAGCAUUAAUCCCUUUAGGCUUAUCGCCGUUGGGUUGUCUGUUUGGACUUUAUCUGCAAUUGGUUGUGGAAUUUCGAUUGGAUUUUGGACAAUUACAGUCUGCCGAAUGCUAGUUGGUGUUGGUGAAGCUUCUUUUAUAAGUCUUGCAGCUCCAUUCAUAGACGAAAAUGCUCCAGUAAAUCAGAGAUCAGCCUGGCUGGGAAUAUUCUACAUGUGUAUACCUACAGGAGUUGCGCUUGGCUAUGUUUAUGGUGGACUAGUUGGAGAUGGUUACGGAUGGCGUUAUGCAUUUUUUGGUGAGGCAGUUCUGAUGGUGCCAUUUGUUGUUUUGGGUUUUGUAAUGAGACCAUUGCAACUCAAAGGUAUUUCGAUGGAAAAAGAAGUACCAAACUCUUUUGAUGAGAAGUCCACCGACGAUGAAGCUAUCUGGUCUAGUGGCGGAUAUACUUCUUGUAGUCCUUUUACUAGGUUUUGGGAAGAUGUUAAAGCUCUUCUUUGUGAGAAGAUAUAUGUUGUAAAUGUUUUAGGUUAUAUUACAUACAACUUCGUGAUAGGGGCUUAUUCAUACUGGGGACCUAAAGCUGGUUAUAGCAUAUAUAAUAUGACCAAUGCUGACUUGUUGUUUGGAGGGAUCACGAUCGUGGGUGGAAUCGUGGGGACAUUAUCAGGCGGUUUUAUCCUUGAUCGAAUGAGUUCCACAAUCCCCAAUGCUUUUAAGCUUCUUUCCACAUCAACAUUUUUUGGGGCAGUAUUUUGCUUUAGUGCCUUUUGUUUCAAGAGCAUGCACGUUUUUGUGGUUCUCUUUCUUAUUGGGGAGAUACUCGUUUUUGCCACUCAGGGUCCUGUAAACUUUGUAUCUAUUCAUUCAGUUAGACCAAGCUUGCGACCAUUGGCGAUGGCCAUGUCUACAGUGUCGAUUCAUGUUUUUGGUGAUGUGCCUUCUUCUCCCCUUGUUGGAGUUCUCCAGGACAAAAUAAGAAACUGGAGAACAUCUACAUUGAUCUUAAGUUCAGUACUGUUUUUGGCAGCUGGAAUAUGGUUUAUAGGCGUCUUUCUUCAUAAUGCUGAUAAAUAUAACCAAGAUAAUGAGAACCCGACAAGCACUAACGGAAAGUUAAAUACGGGAACUUCGAAUGAACACGGGACAACCAAAACGAGUGCUGAACCAUGAACAUGGCAACUUUGACUACUUUGGAGUUAAUCUCGUGUUUAAAACAAACAGGCUGUCCAGUUAUAUAUAUUCUGGCAUAAUGCUACAUCCUCAAUUUUGACCUUAAUUUUAAAUUGUAGCAGUACAACAUAUUCAUAUCAAAUGACAACCAUGUGACUGAAA
Messenger RNA from Erigeron canadensis, 1560 nucleotides. Its product is annotated as probable sphingolipid transporter spinster homolog 2. Gene Ontology annotation, molecular function: transmembrane transporter activity. The record is from RefSeq and is a predicted model, not a curated record. The coding region runs from base 181 to 1398 and encodes 405 amino acids. Gene Ontology annotation, cellular component: membrane. Gene Ontology annotation, biological process: transmembrane transport. Lineage: Eukaryota; Viridiplantae; Streptophyta; Magnoliopsida; Asterales; Asteraceae. The transcript is spliced from 14 exons.